Symbiodinium natans is the source of this 402-nucleotide messenger RNA. The record is from the annotation of a GenBank genome assembly. NCBI's taxonomy places the organism in Eukaryota, Dinophyceae, Suessiales, Symbiodiniaceae.
AUGGCAGCGCUACCAAAGCGAUGGGCCUGGACAUUCCUCAAAGAGGGUCUCAAAUUCCGUGCGGGACGUCUGUACGAGACCUUCUGGAACUCACAGUCCAACGUGAAGUACACAGUUGUGUUCCUUUAUCCUGGAGCACUCUUCUGGGUCCGAUGGCGUGCCGAGACGCAGUACAAGUACAAUGUAUUCAUUGCCGACAAGCAGGUUGAGCCGGACACGACCCAGAACCUCUUCUCUUCUUGGAAGAAUGGCUCUGCCUUCUACUUCCCUGCAAUGGCAACAGUGCAGGACCUGAAGCAGUCCGUUUACGGAGAUGCGUCCAAGGUGCCCGCUGCUGUUCGGGCAGGCUGCCACGGGCGCAUGAUGGAGGACAGCUUCUUCAGGAUGUGCACUUGCUUAUAA